GGGAUGCGCCUGGCUGCAGCCGGCGAGGCUAUUGUCUCCCCGCCUUGAAGCCAGCGGCGUCCUCCUGCAGCUCCUUCCUUUUCCCGGGCCUUUUUAAUUUUCCUUUUCAAAAAGACUCCCCUGCCAGCCCCCUCGCCGGUGACCUUGGCCGCCUCGGAUGCUCUGAUUCCCCGCGGCUCUCUCCAACUUGCCCCCGCGCUGGCCGGGCCCAUGGCCGCGUCGGAGGACGGCAGCGGCUGCCUCGUGUCGCGGGGCCGCUCGCAGAGUGACCCCAGCGUCCUCACCGAUUCCUCGGCCACCUCCUCCGCGGACGCCGGGGAGAACCCAGAUGAGAUGGACCAAACUCCCCCAGUGCGCUCCGAGUAUCUGGUCUCAGGGAUUCGAACCCCCCCUGUGAGGAGGAACAGCAAACUGGCCACCUUGGGCAGGAUCUUCAAACCCUGGAAAUGGAGGAAAAAGAAAAACGAGAAGCUGAAGCAGACGACGUCAGCGCUGGAGAAGAAGAUGGCGGGCAGGCAAGGCCGCGAGGAGCUCAUCAAGAAGGGGCUGCUGGAGAUGAUGGAGCAAGAUGCCGAAAGUAGAACGUGCAACCCCGACGGGGGCCCCCGAUCUGCGCAGAGCGAGCCCUCCACACCCAAGCAGGAGCCGCUGACUGCGGAGGAUGCCCAGCCGGGAAGCCCCUUGGCCACGGGCACAGACCAGGCUUCCCUGGAUGAGCCACUGUCCUCGGCCACCCGUUUGGACGACGCAGCCAAGAUGCCAUCUGCGUCCAGUGGUGAAGAAGCAGAUGUCGGCAGCCUUCUGCCCGCCGCCGACGAGCUCUCCCAAGCCUUAGCGGGGUCUGACUCCCUGGACAGUCCUCUCAGACCUCUGGAGAGAUCCGCGGGCCAGCUGCCCAGCCCCCCACUGCUGCCCACCCCGCCGCCCAAGGCCGGCGCCAAAACCGCAAAGAAUGUCACAGGCCAAGCAGCGCUCUUCCAAGGCUCCGGCGCGAAGAGCACUGACCCCCCGCUCCGAGGACAGCUCUCCACGCCCACGGGGUCUCCGCAUCUCACCACCGUCCACCGGCCGCUGCCCCCCAGCCGCGUCAUCGAGGAGCUGCACAGGGCGCUGGCCACGAAGCACCGGCAGGACAGUUUCCAAGGCCGGGAAAGCAAAGCGUCUCCGAAGAAGCGGGUGGAUGUCCGUCUGUCCCGAACGUCCAGCAUGGAGCGGGGCCGGGAGCGGGAGGAGGCCUGGAGCGCCGACGGGCCCCCGGAGAGCAAGCGGACGGCGGCCAAGGAGUCCGAGGAGAACAAGGAGAACCUGAUCGUGAACUCCGAGCUCAAGGACGACUUGCUCUUGUACCAGGACGAGGAGGCGCUGAACGACUCCAUAAUCUCUGAAUUCACGGUUAUGAUGGCAGUGGUGCCAGAGCAGGAGAAACCACAUAGAGUGAAAGUGACAGAAGGCAGACAGGCGGUGCAGCUCUCCCUAAGCCGACGGCUGAGCCAAAGACCAGCUGUGGAGGAGCUGGAGAGAAGAAAUAUCUUGAAACAAAGGAAUGAUCAGACGGAGCAGGAAGAAAGAAGAGAAAUCAAGCAGAGAUUGACAAGAAAGCUAAAUCAGAGGCCCACCGUUGAUGAAUUAAGAGACAGAAAAAUUCUGAUCCGAUUCAGCGAUUAUGUGGAAGUAGCAAAAGCGCAGGACUACGACAGGAGGGCAGACAAACCCUGGACAAGACUGUCAGCCGCAGAUAAGGCAGCAAUUCGUAAAGAAUUAAAUGAAUACAAAAGUAAUGAAAUGGAGGUACAUGCAUCAAGCAAGCAUUUGACAAGAUUCCACAGGCCAUAGAGAUUUUCUUCUGAGAAGAAUUUGUGUUUAAUUUUUGAUACCAACACUGAACAUUCAUCAGGGAACUUUCCUGAAGUUCAGCUCAAGACUACCUGCUGUGUUUGUGAGAAGAGCAGGAUCACACACACAGGUGCAAUCUUGGCCACACUUACCUGCCAGAGGAGUAACCAGAGGACACACUUCCUUCUUUGUUGUCUGAGGAGUGUGAAAUGUUGGGGUCAGUUAAGACCCAAAGUAACUCUACCAGAAGAAAACUGUCGUUUGCCUUUCAACCUUGUUUUACAGCUCUGCAGUGUGAUGGAGGAUGGGCGCCAUGCAUGUGCAGGCUCACCACUCCCAGGCCUCCCCUGACCUGAGGGACACGUGACACAGUGUCAUUCAGUAUUAUGUUGAAAAGACAUUUUUAUCUUGAUCACAAUUAAUUUGAAAACUCUUUAAGUUCAUGUUAUACAAAAUGAUUUACUGUAUUAUACUUUUUCUUUUUUUUAUAUAAUGUCUAACAAAAAAUACAGAUGCCACAUUUUGAUUCCUGUUAAUUUUGUUCUUUAAUUAAAUGAUUACUUAUUGCAGGAAAUUAA
Propithecus coquereli (Coquerel's sifaka) is the source of this 2411-nucleotide messenger RNA. It is a transcript of the gene PHACTR3, whose product is annotated as phosphatase and actin regulator 3. The coding region runs from base 211 to 1833 and encodes 540 amino acids. Gene Ontology annotation, biological process: actin cytoskeleton organization. Gene Ontology annotation, molecular function: actin binding. The record is from RefSeq and is a predicted model, not a curated record. Lineage: Eukaryota; Metazoa; Chordata; Mammalia; Primates; Indriidae. The transcript is spliced from 14 exons.